UUCUGCUGCAAAUAAGAUAAUCUUUUCAGUCUCGUUAUCAGAUAUGAAGGUGUUCUGCUGCAGACAAAUUUGCACAGGGGUUAACUCUGACAAUGGAGACGACGAUGCCGCUGCGGCCGCCGCCACUGCCGCCGAUGAUGAUGAUGAUGAUGAUGGUGACGAUGAUGACGAUGAUGAUGAUGAUGAGGGUGGGGGUGACAAUGAUGACGAUGAUGACGAUGAUGUUGUUGUUGUUGAUGAUGAUGAUGAUGAUGAUGAUGAUGAUGAUGAGAUGAUGAUGAUGAUGGUCAUUCUCACUCUGGUGAACUCUGAUGAUGAUGAUGAUGAUGAUGAUGAUGAUGAUGAUGAUGAUGAUGGUGAUGAUAGUGAUGAUGAUGAUGAUGAUGAUGGUGGUGGUGGUACUAAGAAAACAAGUCAGGAAUUUGUGUUUGAUCCUGUUGUCAGAUAUACAGGUGUUUUGCUGCAGACAAAUGCUUACAGUGGUUAGCUUUCACAUCAUCUUUUCUUUUUCUUUUCUUUCUUUUCUUUUAAGCUGCUGCUGCGGACUUGAAAACCUAAACACUGACAUAUAAUAGUGUUUGAAGAUUCAUUAACAUAUGUCGUGUUUAGGUCUUCAUUGCUUUCGGCAGUUUAAGAGCAAGGUUGAAGCACACAUCUUGGUGGCAAUGAGAGAACAUUCACCCGAAUAUAGCACACGGUCAUCAUUGCUCAUUACCUAAGCUCGGUGGCACUGAGAGAGCAUUCACCUGAAAUAAAGCACACGGUCAUCA
Messenger RNA from Chara braunii, 770 nucleotides. Lineage: Eukaryota; Viridiplantae; Streptophyta; Charophyceae; Charales; Characeae. The record is from the annotation of a GenBank genome assembly.